Messenger RNA from Hypoxylon fragiforme, 1977 nucleotides. RefSeq names its product catalase. The record is from RefSeq and is a predicted model, not a curated record. Gene Ontology annotation, molecular function: heme binding; catalase activity. The transcript is spliced from 4 exons. Bases 322 to 1815 code for a protein of 497 amino acids. Gene Ontology annotation, biological process: response to hydrogen peroxide; hydrogen peroxide catabolic process. Gene Ontology annotation, cellular component: peroxisome; mitochondrion; cytoplasm. Lineage: Eukaryota; Fungi; Ascomycota; Sordariomycetes; Xylariales; Hypoxylaceae.
UGUUGACCUCGAAUGAAAAUCGCAUCUCCGAGAUUGAUGUAUAGGACAUGGGUAGCGUGUUUAUGACGCCCCUUUUCCAAUAGGGGUUGGUAAGCACACCCGACCACUUAGAGCCUACAGCAAGUAUGCUCCUGACAUACCUAUUCGUAGGAUAUACGUCGGAGUUGGUGGUCGCUGAUUCAGCGCAGAGGCUCUAAGUGUAUUCAUAAUGAUAUUUAAAUAGACACAACAGACCUGAAAUCCCCUCGUAAGUCCUCGUAAGUCUGCAUUGCCACUACAGUGUCUCCCUAUAGUACCCAAGAAUCUAAAGCCAUUUUCACCAUGUCACAGGAAACCACUUCAGACGUGCCAUACUACACCCUGGCGGAGGGCCAGCCUCUCCCAAGAAACGACACGUCGACCCAGAUACGCACGGGCAGCAGCGGGGGCGGAUAUGUCCUACUCUCUUCAACCCAGCUGAUCGAGAACCUGGCGCAUUUUUCCCGCGAGAGGAUCCCCGAGCGAAGCGUCCAUGCCAAAGCCGCCGGUGCUCGAGGAUACUUCGAGGUCACGGACGACAUAUCCGACCUCACCAAUGCCGAUUUCUUGACUGGCGUUGGCAAGAAGACGGAGGUGCUGGCGCGGAUAUCUACGGUUGGGCCGGAGACAGGAUCCGCGGAUACGGUGAGGGACUUCCGCGGAUUCGCUGUGAAGUUUAAGACGAGGCAGGGGAAUCAUGACUUUGUUUUCAACAAUCAGCCAGUCUUUUUCGUCCGUGAUCCAGUCAAGUUUCCGUCGCUGAACCGCAGCCAUAAACGAGACCCAAGGACCAACAUCGCUAGCUCAGACAUGUUCUGGGACUUCCACGUCCACAACCAGGAGAGCAUUCACGCCCUGAUGUUCGUGUUCGGUGACCGCGGCCUUCCAUCAUCCCUCCGUCACGUGAACGCCUACAGCGGCAACACUUACACAUUCACCAAAUCCGACGGCUCCUACUGCUAUGUGCGCAUCCACUUCCUAACGAACCAAGGGAUCCACAACCUCACCAAUGCAGAGGGUGCCGCUAUCGCCGGCACAGACCCCGACCACCAUCUCGCCGACCUGCAGGAAGCGAUCCGCGUGGGAAACUUCCCCUCGUGGGACAUGUACAUCCAGACCAUCGCCCCCCCCGCCGUCGCCGCCGCGCCAAUCGACAUCUUCGACAUGACCAAGACGUGGCCCCUGAGCAUAUACCCCCGGCGCCGCGUCGGACGCCUGGUUCUCGACAGAAACCCGGAAAACUGGUUCGCGGAGAUCGAGCAGGCCGCCUUCAGCCCCAGCAACAUGGUGCCCGGCGUCGCGGCGAGCCCCGACCCGAUGCUGCACGCGCGCAUGUUCGCGUACCCCGACGCCGCGCGCUACCGGCUCGGCGUCAACUACACGCUCUUGCCGACGAAUGCGAGUGUGAGCGGCGCGUACUGCCCGACGGAGCGGGAUGGCGCGAUGAACUUUACGGGGAACUAUGGUGGGGAUCCGGGCUAUGCCGGGAGUGGGAUAAAGCCGGCGCGGUUCCUCGGCGGCUAUGAGGGGCAGGAGGGGAGGGCGGUGUCGGGGGUGGUAGUGGAGUUCGCGUCGGAGGUGACGGGCCGGGACUUUGAGCAGCCGAGGGCGCUGUGGGAGGUCAUGGGCAGGCAGGAGGGCGCACAGGAAAGGUUCGUAGGGAAUGUGGCGGCGCAUGUUGCGGCGGCGAGGUCGAAGGGGAUUAGGGACGAGGUUUAUGCGAUGUUUCGACGUGUCGAUGAGAAGUUGGGACGUAUGCUGGAGAGCGCCACGGAGGCGGUUGUUAAGGAGAAGUAGUUUUCAUGUUCUUCAAUAGGGGUCUCCGGAGGACUCGGAGGUACAUACCCGUAGGUACUCAAGUACUAUAUGUGGCCUGUAUAAAGGAAGUGGCUACGGUACAUGUGCUCUUUCCUUUCUAGCCAAUAUCUCAAUACAUACUUAGUAGUGAGGCAAGUGCUA